AUGGCUGAAGCGCAACUUACUCCCGAAGUCACCUGGGCCCAGCGCUCCUCCUCGAGCGACCCCGAAAAGAACUUCGUCUACCUUACUAUCGUCGUCCCCGACGUCCCCCAGGACAACCUCAAGCUCGACAUCAAGGACCAGGGCCUCACCUUCACCGGCCGCUCCGACUCGCUCAAGAAGACGUACCACCUCGAGCUCGAGCUCUACGGCGUCAUCGACCCGGACAAGACAAAGGUACACCACACCGGCAUGAAGAUCGAGAUUAAGCUGCAGAAGAAGGAGCUCAAGGAGGAGUACUGGCCUCGUCUUCUCAAGGACUCUAAGAAGGUCCAUUUCCUCAAGACCGACUUUGAUAGGUGGGUCGAUGAGGAUGAGCAGGAUGAGGCUGCUGAUGAGGACUUCUCCAAGUUCGGUGACAUGGCCGGCAUGCCAGGAAUGGGAGGAAUGGGAGGAGACUUCGGCAACAUCGACUUCUCCCAGCUCGGCGGCGCCUUAGGAGGAGGCGCCGGCGCCGGAGCCGACGACGAUGAUGACGAUGACGACGAUGACAUGCCCCCUCUCGAAGGCGAGGACGAAGCGAAGGACGAGCCCAAGGCUGACAAGCCCGCCGACAAAUAA
Scedosporium apiospermum is the source of this 618-nucleotide messenger RNA. RefSeq lists its product as uncharacterized. The transcript has 4 exons. Lineage: Eukaryota; Fungi; Ascomycota; Sordariomycetes; Microascales; Microascaceae. Gene Ontology annotation, molecular function: protein-folding chaperone binding; Hsp90 protein binding. Gene Ontology annotation, biological process: protein folding; chaperone-mediated protein complex assembly. The record is from RefSeq and is a predicted model, not a curated record. Bases 1 to 618 code for a protein of 205 amino acids. Gene Ontology annotation, cellular component: cytosol; nucleus.